CCGCGCGACAGGGAACCAGCCGGGCGUGGCCCUGGGCGCGACCGGCGAGAACCAGCCGCUCGGGGGUGGUGGAAGAGGCAGUGAGGAGAGCGCGACGGCAGCGGAGCCAUCGGUGGACGACCCGAGGGAAAGCGAGGCCCAAGCCUGUGCAUCUAGUCACCACCUUCGGAACCACCUCAGCCAUCCUCAGCCUUUGAGACCAGCCAACACCGUUUUUUGUUGUUGUUGUUUUUAACCUUAACUCCUUUUACUGAACAACCAUGAGCUCCCAGAUUCGUCAGAAUUAUUCCACCGAAGUGGAGGCUGAGGUCAACCGCCUGGCCAACCUGCAUCUGCGGGCCUCCUACACUUACCUCUCUCUGGGCUUCUAUUUCAACCGUGAUGAUGUGGCUUUCCAGGGUGUGGGCCACUUCUUCCGAGUGUUGGAGGAGAAGAAGCUCAAGGGUGCUGAGCUUCUUUAUAAGAUGCAAAACCAGCGAGGUGGCCGCAUAGUUCUCCAUGAUGUGCAGAAGCCUUCCCACGAUGAGUGGGACAAAACUCGGGACAAAACUCAGGACGCCAUGGAAACUGCCCUGGCCUUGGAGAAGAACCUUAACCAAUCCCUUUUGAAGCUGCAUGCCCUGGGUUCUGCCCAUAAAGACCCUCAUCUCUGUUACUUCCUGGAGAAACACUUCCUGGAUGAGGAGGUGAAACUCAUCAAGAAGAUAGGCGACCUGCUGACUAACCUCCGCAGACUGGUCGGCUCCCAGGCUGGGCUGGGUGAUCCCCAGUCUGGGCUGGGAGCUUCCCAGCUGGGCGAUUAUCUCUUUGAAAGGCUCACCCUCAAGCAUAACAAGGAGCCUUUGGAGCCCAGGGGCCUUUGAGAGGCCCCUCUGCAUUCCCCUGGUGUCUGGCUUUUACCUGAGCCUCUCCCCGAAACCACUAGCCAUUCUUUUAACCACCCUGAAGCCCUCUUCCAUGCAUUAGACCAAAUGGAAACAAUAAAAAGCUUUUGCAUCAAAGAAAACAAAAAAAGAAAAAUAAUUCAAUUUUUUGGCCUUGGCCAGGUAGCUCAGCUGGUUAGAGCAUCAUUCCAAUAUGUGAACGUUGAGUGUUGGAUCCCUGAUCAGGGCACAUACAAGAAACAACCAGUGAAUGCAUACAUAGAUGAAACAAUAAAUCAAUGUUUCUCUCUUUCUCUCCCUUCCUCUCUAAAAUCAAUCAAUAAAUAGCCCUAGCCGCUUUGGCUCAGUGGAUGGAGCGUUGGCCUGCGGACCAAAGGGCCCCUGGUUCCAUGCUGGUCAAGGGCAUGUACCUUGGUUGCAGGCUCUUCCCCAGUCUGGGUUCUGGUCGGGUCUCCUGCAGGAGGCAACCAAUUGAUGUGUUUUUCUCACAUUGAUGUUUCUAUCUUUCCCUCUCUCUUCCACUCUCCCUAAAAAAUCAAUGGAAAAAUAUCCUCGGGUGAGGAUUAAAAUCAAUCAAUAAAAAAAUUAAAAAUAAAAGAAUUCAAGCUUUGAGUGUGCAUAUGUGGUGUAGGAGCUUUGCAGUAUUGCA
Eptesicus fuscus (big brown bat) is the source of this 1533-nucleotide messenger RNA. Its product is annotated as ferritin light chain-like. Bases 261 to 863 code for a protein of 200 amino acids. Lineage: Eukaryota; Metazoa; Chordata; Mammalia; Chiroptera; Vespertilionidae. Gene Ontology annotation, biological process: intracellular iron ion homeostasis; iron ion transport. Gene Ontology annotation, molecular function: ferric iron binding; ferrous iron binding. The record is from RefSeq and is a predicted model, not a curated record. The transcript has 3 exons. Gene Ontology annotation, cellular component: cytoplasm.